CCAAUUAUGUUGAAUCCGUAAACGUCAAAGUCUAUCUGGUCAAAACAAUAUUUUGAGUUGUUUUGAUAAUUUAGCAAAAAUAAUUUCAGUGAUGUGUUGAAAACAUUGUGAGACUAUGAUUGCGUGUGUACAGUGAAAAAUAUAAUAGUUUAGUUAUAAGUUAAUUUGUGUGGCAACAGGAACAAGAUCUUUGGAGUCCAGCUGGUUUCAAACGGAAAAGUGGAGACUUGAAAAUGUCAGAUGAUCCGGGUCCAUCGUCAUUAAGUUCAGAGAUGGCGCACGAGAGCGGCGGCGCGGAGAGCUCGCCGCAGCACACGCCGUCGCCGCCGCACGCGCCGCGCCUGCCGCCCGCCGACACCAGCUUCCACCACCAGAUCAUGCAGAAUCAGAGCCCAAGAAAGAACCAUAUUGCGGAGAGGGCGAAACAAACUUUAGAGAAUAGUUUCCUGUUACAAUUAAAGAAGCAGCAACAGUUGCAACAAGAGAUAUUGUUGCAACACUUUCAACAGCAACGGCAACAGUUGGCAGAGCAACACGAGCAGCAAAUCAGACAUCAUUUGAAGCUAUGGGAGCAGCAGAAGGCUAUGGAGGAGGCGGCGCUGCGCGAGGCCCGCGAGGCGCGCGAGGCGCGGGAGGCGCGCGAGCGGCACGAGCGCGACCGCGUCGAGCUCAUGCGCAAGAAGGACAAGCACGAGCCCUGCGCCACCGCCUCCACGCAAGUCAAACAGAAGUUACAGGAAUUUUUAAAGAAAAAACAGGCUGCCGCGAAUGCCAACGGAACAGUACCUGGUUCACCUUAUAGAAAUUGGGGUAUAGUGAAAUCGUCGUCGGGCGAGUCGAUAACGUCGACGGGCGCGACGGCGACGGCGCACCCGUACCGGCUGGCGGCGCCGCUGCCGCUCGCGCUCAACGCGCCCGCGCCGCAGCCCUCGCCCGCCGAUUACCCGCUGCGCAAGACUGCGUCGGAGCCGAACAUGCUGAAGGUGCGUCUGAAGGCGCGCGUCAUCGAGCGCCGCGCGUCGCCGCUCGCGCGCCGCCCGCUCAAGACGCGCCACAAACACCGCAACUGCGAGGGCAGCUCGGAGCGCGGGUCGCCGCCGGGCGCGUGCCCGACGCCCAUCCGCGAGGAGGAGGAGACGGGCCGCUCGCCCGAGCUGCUGUUCUCGUCGCCCUCGCUGCCCAACAUCUCGCUGGGCCGGCCGCCGCCGCCGCGCCACCUCGCGCCGCAGCCGGUACGUGCCGCACACGCCGCACACGCCGCACACGCCGCACACACACACGCGCACGCAGCACAUACUCACGUGGGGUGUACCGCGCAGGUGCCGGUGUCGCUGCCGCCGGUGUGCGAGGCGGAGUGCGGCGAGGCGGGCGCGCGGCUGGCCAAGCGGCCGCUGGGCCGCACGCACUCGGCGCCGCUGCCGCUGGGCGACCCCGCGCUGCACCCGCCCUCCGCGCACCACUACCUGCGCGACCAGAUACGGAAAACGGUGUUGACGCGCGCGCACGACGCGGCGGCGGCGCAGCUGCGCGAGGUGGGCGAGGAGGGCGAGGUGAUCGACCUGACGGCGCGGCGCCCCGCGGCCGGCGCCCCCGCGCUGCCGCCGGGCGCCGCGCCCGUGCCCGCCGUGGGCGCGGCGCCCCUCGCGCGCGCGCUGUCGUCCCCGCUGGUGGGCGCGCGCACCCCCCCCACCGGCCUCGCCUACGACGCACUCAUGCUCAAACAUGGGUGCGGUUGCGGCGCGCACGCCCCCACGCACCCGGAGCACGGCGGGCGGCUGCAGUCCGUGUGGGCGCGGCUCUGUGAGACCGGCCUCGCCGCGAGGACGGAGCGCACGAGGCCCAGGAAGGCCACCUUUGAGGAGUUACAGUCGGUGCACACGGAGUCUCACGUGUACGCGUUCGGCGGGCGGUCGCGCGAGCGCGCGGCGGUGGGGGCGGCCCCCGGCCCGGCGGCGGGCGGGCCGGCGGGCGGCGCGGCGGGCGGUGGGGGUGGGACCGGCCCCCGCGCGCUGCGGCUGGUGCGGCUGGCGUGCGGCGGGCUGGGCGUGGACGCGGACACGCCGUGGAGCGAGGCGCACACGCCGGCCGCCGCGCGCCUGGCCGCCGGCGCGCUGCUCGACCUGGCGCUGCGCACCGCGCGCAACGAGCUGCGCAACGGGUUCGCAGUAGUCCGACCGCCCGGCCACCACGCAGAGCCAAACCAGGCCAUGGGCUUCUGCUUUUUCAAUAACGUGGCCGUCGCCGCCAAGCAACUUCACCAGCGGCUCGGUCUGCAGAGGAUACUUAUCGUCGAUUGGGACGUGCACCACGGCAACGGCACGCAGCAGAUCUUCUACGAGGACCCGUCGGUGCUGUACAUCUCGCUGCACCGGCACGACGACGGCAACUUCUUCCCGGGCACGGGCGCGGCCAGCGAGUGCGGGGCGGGCGCGGGGCUGGGCUACACCGUCAACGUGGCCUGGCCCGGCCACCCGCCGCUCGCCGACGCCGAGUACCUCGCCGCCUUCCGCACGCUCGUCAUGCCCAUCGCCAAGGAGUACGACCCGGAGAUAGUGCUGGUGUCGUGCGGGUUCGACGCGGCGGGCGGGCACCCCGCGCCGAUGGGCGGCUACAACGUGUCGCCCGCCUGCUUCGCGCACAUGACGCGCGACCUCAUGCAGCUCGCCAACGGGAAGGUGGUGCUGUCGCUGGAGGGCGGGUACGACCUGGCGGCCAUGUGCGACUGCGCGGCGGAGUGCGUGCGCGCGCUGCUGGGCGAGCGCGGCGCGGCGCCGGCGCUGGCCGAGCUGGCCCGCGUGCCGCACGCGCGCGCGCAGCUCGCGCUGCGGGCCGCGCUGGCCGCGCAGGCGCCGCACUGGCCCGCCGUCAAGCGCUUCCUGCCGCUCGUGGGCGUGUCGGCGCUGGACGCGGCGCCGGCCGUGGCGGGCGCGCGGCUGGGCCGCCUGCAGACCGAGCGCGACGCCGCCGACACGGCCGCCGCCAUGGCCACGCUGUCCAUGCACCCGCCCGCGCCCGCCCUGCUGCCGCACCCGCCCCCCGCGCACCCGCCCCCCGCGCACCCGCCCCCCGCGCACGCGCACCCCCCGCACCCGCUGCCGCUCGCGCUCAGUCGUUCGGAGAGCUCACGAUCUGUGUCUGAAGAGCCGAUGGAGCAAGAUGAAGGCAAAUGAGCGGUUGAACUUUAGUCCUAAUGUCCCUACAUCCACCGUCCUCACUCCCCUAUAUCCCAUAGUGUCCCACCCUCCCCCCCCCUCUCCCCCCGCACACAACAUUCCGCGCCCCGCGCCCCGUGCGACCCCGCUCCAGACGAAAUCUUAAUUUGAAAGCUUUAAUAUUUUAAGAUUUGUGUACAAACUGUAAACUAUACGGACACGCGUGUGUGUGUGUCCCGUCCGGGGACCGUCCCCGCCGUGGGGCUACCGAACGGCUCCUCGUCCGCGUGACCUUUUGUCGCACAUUUUUGUCGACUCCGACUCGCCCGUACUGUAUUGUGUGGAGCUAGGCCGCUUUUCGCUGAUCUUUUGUGUUUAUAAAUUAAUUGAAUGGAGUCCCGGUCAGCCUACGUAGCUCCACGCAGUCCAGUGCGGGGUGAGGGGAGGGGGGGGGGCCGCUCGGAGGGAGCGCGUGGGCCUCAGCCGCGAUGGCCUGGUGCCGGCUCGCACUUUACUGUUACUAGAUUUGUCUUUUGUCAAAAAUAUGAAAUAUUUUUUAAUGUUGUCCGGGACGUUUCUUGCCCUUUAUGGAAUACAGUUCCGAUAAGUUUGUUCCGAUUGAUGUACAAGUUAGUAUAGCUGUCCCCUCAGCAGCGAGCCGGCGCCGGCGCGCGUCAUACCAAAGAUAUCCGCCGCGUUCCCGUGCGUGUGUGCGUGUCUGUGUGUCUGUGUACACACGCACGCACGCACACACGCGCCCCACGCACGCACACGCGCGCGUCCCCUUGUUGUUGCUUGCGGCAAUGUGCUGAUCGUGUUAAGUUGUAAGUUUACUUCUCUCGUACAAAACAUCGCAAGGUGAGCUUGUUUUGUGACUAAAUAUUACGUGUACGAUAAAUACGAUAAGCCCCAUUUGUGUAAAGUAGCCGUAACGCGGCGGGCGGCCGGAGAGCUGCGCUUUCGUUGUAAAUAAAUAUUUAAAUAGAUUAUAUUGGUGAGUGCCGCCCGCCGCUCCACUUAGUGAAAUCUGUGUAUAGAUAUUAUAUUGUAACCCAGUAAUGGUAAAUAAUUGUUAUUUUUAUAUGAGAAUGUCUAACGGCGGACGUUCCCUGAGUCCCGCCGCGGGACGCUCUAGUGGAACUAUUUUUUAUGUAUUUUGAACAUAAAUUUGUAUAUUUGAUGUUUUCGGCGCGUCGCGUCGCUCUUGUAAAUAAAAUACUUAUGACUGUUUUCAGAUAUUUAAAUGUUCGGUUGAGACGUAUGUUGACGUAGAUGUUUAUAUUUGUUGGAACUGAGAUGUUUUCGCCGCAGAGUGCGGCUUGUCGCCAUUCGUGCAAUAUAAUUUAUAGCGAUGUUAUUUGCCGCGCCGUGUGGGAUACAUUGAGCUAUGUGUAUAUAAGGAAGCGGCGCGGUUCUGUCUGUAUGUAACGUACAUUUAUGUAACGUAUAUUUUUGUAUCGGCCUCGCGCCGCCGCGACUCGGAUUCGAUCCGCGCGAUUAACAGAUUUAAACAAUGUUGUGUCUUUGAGAAUUUUAUUGUUACAAUGGAAAACAAAUGAAAUAAUUAUUUAAUGAAUGUAUAUAUUAAAUAUAUAUAUUUGGAAAUA
This is a messenger RNA of Colias croceus (clouded yellow), 4759 nucleotides long. It is a transcript of the gene HDAC4, whose product is annotated as histone deacetylase 5-like. Bases 234 to 3170 code for a protein of 978 amino acids. The record is from RefSeq and is a predicted model, not a curated record. Lineage: Eukaryota; Metazoa; Arthropoda; Insecta; Lepidoptera; Pieridae. The transcript is spliced from 18 exons. Gene Ontology annotation, cellular component: histone deacetylase complex. Gene Ontology annotation, molecular function: histone deacetylase activity. Gene Ontology annotation, biological process: chromatin organization.